Molecule: messenger RNA, 2538 nt
Organism: Fusarium sp. VM40
Lineage: Eukaryota; Fungi; Ascomycota; Sordariomycetes; Hypocreales; Nectriaceae
Source: the annotation of a GenBank genome assembly
AUGAGUAUUAAUCGACCACUGAGCUUCAUAGGCGGUCCGACACCAUACCAGGAAUCACUUCCUCGACCGCCUCCCGAUGAUCGAUUUCUAUCCGUCGACACACGAAGAACACUCACGAGAUCUGAAUCCGAGCCGUCCGUAGUCGAAACAUCCCAUAUUAAUGGCGACCCAACCAAAAGACCCCAGCAGCUUUCGUCAAACCAGCGAAGUAACUCAUUCGAGCAAGGAUCAAAAUCGCCGCUAUCGCCUACGCUUUCCCUUCGUGAUGUUCAAGCCGACUCUCAGUUUUCUCUCACCAAUAUCGAUAACCCGAAUGACAUUGCUCUGGAGUUGAGUAAUUUGCAAGCCCUCAGACGACUAUCGAUGGAUGUUGGGAAUAAUAAGGAUCCUGAUAUGCCGCCUAUGUCUUUGAUGGCCAUGCCGACAAUAGCACCAAGUGGUGACGACGACGAAAAUGACCCUUCGAGACUACUUUGGGUACCUGCAAGAGUGCACCCUGAGCUGGCGCCUGGCGAAUUCAAGUCUUUUCUUGAGAACAGGGUUCAUUCCAUAAGAAGGAGAUCCGGGGAUUCCUUCCUAUCUGCCGACACAGAUACUAGCGACGGCGACUCAGGUGUCGGAGGGCUAAGGCGAAAGAAAUCGAUGCUGUCUCGCCAAAUAGACCCUUCCGGGGAGCGCGAUGCCAGCGGUUACAUCGACGGUGCUGAUCGAUUAGAGCGAAAACGGUCACGAGGCCACAGCCAUGAGCUCAGUUUGGAGGAACUCGUUAAGGAUCCCACAAGGGCUGUGCAGAAAUUUGCACAGGAAGCCCAGAUAGUACCUACUGGACCCGAAAGCAGUGCCGACGAUAUGCCUAUCUUACCCGCCGCCCCGGGCAUGGGUUUGCGUAGGUCAACUCGAACAACAUAUCGAAAGGGCGGAAGUAUUCGUACCGGGCCUCUUGCUCGGCGCUCCGGGCACCGGCAGCAGCCCAGCGAGGACUUCUCGACUUUAGAUGCGCCCCCGGGUCAUGGUAUCACAAGAGUACAAUCAGAGCCUGUAGCAGACAACCAUUCACGCCUAAACCAUACAGUCAAGCGAUCCAACAAUUUUUCACAGGAGUCGUUGGAUGACUUUAACCCUUACGAUGGAGUUUCACACGGAACGAACGAAAAUGAGAUGAAACCUUCAGAGGGAUUCCAAGAUCAGCUUCCCGUUCGCUCAUCGUCGAGUCUUCCAACCAUUCAAACUUCAUCUCAUCAAGAUGUUCACGACCAGCAGGAACAGAAAUUCCCAAAACGAUCAUCUUCUCAAAACGCAAAAAGCCAAUCUGUAGCUCAGAGGAUUUCCGACCCUGAACCCACGAUAGAGGAGGAGCCAAGCCGUUCUAAUCGACGAAGUAUGAAUCGGCCCGCCGCAUCUCAGCCAGCGCCGCAACAGUAUGCCUCGCGAUCUUCAUAUCCUCAAAGCCAAUCCUUAAACGACAAUCUUGCCGCAAACCCUUCCCUCCUGCCUGGCAGUGGCGCAACUCGAACAGAUAGCCUUACAUUCAUACCAACACUUAGCCAAGAGGAGCGAAAGCCAGACAAAAAGUCCAAGAAGGAUCGAGAUGACGACUCAAGUUCCACCAAGUCUUCCGGAAGCGCCUGGAAAUGGUUCAAGAGUGCAAGCGAUGACAAAGACAAGAAGAAGGAAGAAAGCAAGAGGUCCAAGACCAAAUCGCUUGGAGAGAGGGUUCAGGAUAACGUACGACUGGAUGUCAUACAAACAUCAAUCGAUAAGAACGCCCCCAAGGCUCGCGAGAGCCUCGUACUUGAUCGUGACAACGUGGACAGCAAACUACAGGAAGAACGUAAAAAGGAGAGUUACCGCAAAAGCGAUUCGAAGAGGGACAAGGACGGUAGCAUUUUCUCAUCCAUCUUUGGCGGAAGCAAGAAGAAAGAAGAGAAAGAACGGAACGCAAAGAAGACCCAACACCUCAAGGUCCCAGAAGAGCCGGUUUACAAACCUCUGGUCCCUGACGUGGACUAUCACUGGACCAGAUUUCCCCUACUUGAGGAGAGGGCGAUAUAUCGAAUGGCUCAUAUUAAAUUGGCUAACCCCCGCCGGCCUCUGCACAGUCAAGUUCUACUGAGCAACUUCAUGUAUAGUUACCUAGCCAUUGUACAGGCGAUGCAUCCUCAGAUGAACGUCCCCCUCUCGCCGCAACAGAAGAGGCAGGAGGAGGAAGCUCGACGCAAGCAACAAGAGCAGGAAUACUUGGCUCAACAAAGAUUGCAGGAAGAGCAGGAUGCCCAAGAAACCAUGGAUCAAUACGACUUCGACUAUCAUCGGGCCGCGGUACAAUAUGGUGAAUCUGGCAGUGGGGAGGUAGAUUAUGUCGACGAUGCUCAAAUUUAUGAGGAUGAGCACGGAACUGAUCACCAUCAACGUCAACAGCAACAAGAAUAUGCCUACGAUGACCCGGAAGGGUACGGCCCGGGAGAAAAGGAAUACUACCACCAGUACCAUGACGCCGGGAACGAUCGUCGAAAUGAUGGGCGGGAGGACAUGUGGUAA